AUGCUCGCCCCAUCCUUCCUUAAACGCCUACUCGACGCGAGGGAGUCCCUCCCCCCGCCCGUGCUGCUGCUGCUGCUGAGGGUGCUCCGCCAGCUGUCGGCUGAUGCCGCCUCGCAUGAUUCAUUGCAGAGGGCCGAUGCGGUCCGUGCGCUCGUGCCGUACAUUGAUGCGGGGUUCAGAGAGCGGUUUGAGGGGGAGAAGGGGGAGAGCCGGACAGGGGGGGGGGCUGGGGCGGUGUAUCCAGCUUCACUGUUCUGCGACAUUCAGGCUGAGCUGUCGGCCGAUGCCGCCUCGCAUGAUUCAUUACAGAGGGCCGAUGCUGUCCGUGCACUCGUGCCGUACAUUGAUGCGGGGUUCAGAGAGCGGUUUGAGGGGGAGAAGGGGGAGAGCCGGACCGGAGGUGGUGGGGGAGCGGUGGUGUAUCCGGCUUCGCUGUUCUGUGACAUUCAGGCAGAGGUGAGUGCAUCAAGCAAAGGCGCUGAUGGCACUGCGCUGAUGGCGCUGUACAAUCUGUGCAGGGGCAGCAAGCGCAGGCAGGAGCUGGCAGCAGAAGCUUCCAUCGCGCUGAUGGCGCUGUACAAUCUCUGCAGGGGCAGCAAGCGCAGGCAGGAGCUGGCAGCAGAAGCUUCCAUCGUCCCCCCCCUCAUGGAUCUCAUCUCCUCGCGCUCCCCGCUGCUGCCCUUUGCGCUGCCGCUGCUGUGCCUGCUCGCCACGGCCUCCCGUGCUGCCUGCGACACACUGCUGCACCACAACGCGCUGCCGCUGCUGCUCUCCCUCCUCGCUGAACCACUCACGCCCCACGCCGCCAUCGCUGCCCGCCUCGCGGACAGCAGGAAGGACGGAAUCGGGGGAAAGGGGGGAGCCGGAGGAGGGGGUGUUGCAGGAGGCGCAGGAGGAGCAGGGGGAGCGGGGGGAGCAGGGGGGAUGGGAUGUGGGGAAGGGGCGGAGAGGAUGUGGGGGGCGGCGGCGUUUGAGGCGGUGGUGGCGUGUGUGGUGAACGAUGGGGAGGGGCGGCACGUGGAGCAGACGUUGCUGCGCCGGGAUUCCCUGGAGGCACUUGUGUGGUUCGUGCGCGGGGCCGCCAAGACUCCAUCUUUUACAGCACUCUUUGAGCUUCUGCUGCGCCUCGUCACCAAGUCGCCGACACUGAAUGCAGCGCUGUCGGUGGGAGGCCUGGGCGACCUGCUCGUGGCUCGCCUGGACGACCCUCAGCUGGAGCCCGCCGUGCGGCUGAACCUGCUCAAGCUGCUCAAGGCGGUGUACGAGCAGCACCCAUACCCCAAGGGGCUGUGUGUGCCGGAGGAAUUGCCAGGAAAGCUGCAGCGAUUAACAGAGGAGCGGCGAAUCGCGGGUGGGCAACAGGUGCUGGUGCGACAGAUGGCUUCGGCUCUGCUCAAAGGACUGCACUUCGGCCCGCCCAGAUAA
Closterium sp. Naga37s-1 is the source of this 1425-nucleotide messenger RNA. The record is from the annotation of a GenBank genome assembly. Lineage: Eukaryota; Viridiplantae; Streptophyta; Zygnematophyceae; Desmidiales; Closteriaceae.